CGGAAGUGACGCAUCGGUUUCCGAGGCCGUUCUGGGGGAAGUGGAGAGUGGGCUCGGACUUCUGCUGGGGGCUGCUGGAUUCUGCUGGAGCCUGUUGGUGCUUGGUGACCUCCAGCAGGACCUGGAGCGUGGAACUUCCUGCUGGUUUCUGGCAGUCUCUGCCGGAGCCUGGUGACUUCUGUUGAAGUUUGACGCCCUAGGCUGGAGUCUGGCUGACCCCCAUUGAGACUGCCAGCUCAGCUGGUCCCUGUUGGUGAACCCCCGUGAAUUCUGCUCUGUCACUGGUGGGGGUCUGCUGGAAACCAAUCGCCUCUGCUGGUUUCUGGGCGUCUCUCAGCAGAUGUGAAAUGAAACCCAGGUUUCUGGUGGCCCCCUGUGAGCUCUGAUGGGCGUCUGCUGGUCUCAGUUGACCUCUGUUGGUGGCAGUCCACUUUAAGUCAUCUCAAGUGCCUAAGUUGUUCUCUGCUGGUGUUGAGUGUGGGAGCAUGGGCGUACUGGAGAAAUUUGAACCAGUGGUCUAUGCCCCUCUCUGCAUGACCUCGAUCAUGACUCUUACAGUCUCCCUAGAGUUGGUAUACGUCAUCCUCACUGACCCGCACUUGGCCCCUACCCCCUCAGUGGACAGGACAAGCUCUAGUUUGGAGCCAGAGCCCUGGGGAACACCCCGUACCGUGGCUAGCCCCGGUCAGGCCUUGGGGAUGUGGCAGAUAAUCCACCUUGCCUUCGUAGCCUUCGUCCUGGGCAACGUGGUGGGAAACCUCUGCUUGUUCAUCCGGAGGAACCCCAGCAUCCGCGGAGUGUUCCUGGCCAACCAGGCGGUGGGACAGGGCUGGAGCUACUGCUUCCUGUGCGAGAGCCACGUGCCCCCACGCUGCUCGCACUGCCCCGACUGCAAGGUGUGCGUGCUGCGCCGGGAUCACCACUGCGUCCUCUUCGGGCAGUGCGUGGGCCACGCCAACCACCGCUUCUUCCUCUGCUGCCUCCUCUACAUGUGGCUGGGCCUCCUCUACGCCAUCUCCCUCAACGCCGACAUCUUCCUGGGCUACCUGCAGGAAGGGCUGUCCCUGCACAGCCUGUUCCUCCUCUUCAUUCCCUGGGCCAUGCUGAUUACAGGCCACGUGGGCGUCAGCACCUUCGCCUUUGCGUUUGUGGCAGACACGUGCAUCCUGGGCUUCGUCUUCAUGUCCGCCUUCCUGCUGUUCCACCUGCGGCUGCUGUGGUACGGCCAGACCACGCGGGAGUGGAGCUCCAGCCUGCGCGGCCUCUACAACCUGGGCUGGCGGCGGAACGUGGUGGAGCUGCUCGGCAGCCGGUGGUACCUGGCCUGGCUGUGCCCGCUGGUGCCCUCCCCACUGCCCGGCAACGGAGUGACCUUUGAGAUCAGGCCCCUCCCGGCCCAUCAGCCGGCCAGCAUGUACUGAGAGAUCCCCCCCGCCGCAGACGAUGUGGACCUGACCUCUGAGAAGACGGCUCCUUCAACGUCCCCCUGCACCCCCUCCCUCCCCAACGCACGACCUCCACUCGAGUCACCGUGGACGCACAGGCUCCCGCCCGUUGGCUUCGAGAGGAAUCUGCCGUACCUCCCACCCCCUCAUGGACCCUGGACUCCACAGUGCCUUGCACGGUCCUGGAUGAUUACAGUGAACCUGCUGCCCCCCCCCCUCAGGAAAUAUCGUAGGGAAGGCAUUUCUUCGGAGCAGAUCCUCCAUGCCGUACUCUUGCCUCGUUUACACCCUCGAGGGAGGUGGGAGUGAGUCCAUUCAGCCCUUUGGGACUGUUCCAGCAUCUGCUGCGAUCCGGACUGAUAUCGAGUUCCACACUCUCAGACUGUCUGCCUUCAGAGUUGAAAGUAAAUUUGCUGUGGUUACUAUGUGCUACCUGAAGGUUCAUGUUCUUGCAGGCAUUUACAAGGAAAUAAAAGAAAUGCAACAGAAUCUUCAGAAAGAAACUUGUAAACAAGGGCUAACAACGUGGAGUCGGAAGACAAGCUGUGCAAAUAAAAUAACACAGAGAACGUGAGUUGUAAAGUCUCUUGAAGUUUGUCUGUAGGUCGUAGAAUCAGUGCCGUGCCGUGGUGGGUGAAGUUAUCCACGCCGGUUCAGGAGCGAUGGAGACCUCAAGGUCGGUUUGCCACGCCUGCCACGUAGUGAGCUGCGUGAAGUC
Mobula hypostoma (lesser devil ray) is the source of this 2163-nucleotide messenger RNA. It is a transcript of the gene zdhhc24, whose product is annotated as zinc finger DHHC-type containing 24. Gene Ontology annotation, cellular component: Golgi apparatus; endoplasmic reticulum. Gene Ontology annotation, biological process: peptidyl-L-cysteine S-palmitoylation; protein targeting to membrane. The record is from RefSeq and is a predicted model, not a curated record. Lineage: Eukaryota; Metazoa; Chordata; Chondrichthyes; Myliobatiformes; Myliobatidae. The transcript has 4 exons. Gene Ontology annotation, molecular function: protein-cysteine S-palmitoyltransferase activity. The coding region runs from base 486 to 1421 and encodes 311 amino acids.